AUGGAGCCCGCCGCCCUCCGCCGCCGCCACACCCACCUGCGCGGCUGCACCGUGAUGCGGGACGCCCACCUCAACAAGGACUUGGCUUUUACCCUGGAAGAGAGACAACAAUUGAAUAUUCAUGGAUUGUUGCCACCUUGCUUCAUCAGUCAGGAUAUCCAGGUCUUGAGAGUAAUUAAAAAUUUUGAGCGUCUGAACUCUGACUUUGACAGGUAUCUUCUCUUAAUGGAUCUUCAAGAUAGAAAUGAAAAGCUCUUUUAUAGAGUGCUAAUGUCUGACAUUGAUAAAUUCAUGCCUAUUGUUUAUACCCCCACUGUGGGUCUGGCUUGCCAGCAAUAUAGUUUAAUUUUUCGGAAGCCAAGAGGUCUUUUUAUUAGUAUCCAUGAUCGAGGACAUAUUGCUUCCAUUCUUAAUGCAUGGCCAGAAGACGUCAUCAAGGCUAUUGUGGUGACUGAUGGAGAGCGUAUUCUUGGCUUGGGAGACCUUGGUUGUAAUGGAAUGGGCAUCCCUGUGGGUAAAUUAGCUCUGUAUACAGCUUGUGGAGGGAUGAAUCCUCAGGAAUGUCUGCCUGUCACUCUGGACGUGGGAACAGAAAAUGAGGAGUUACUUAAAGAUCCACUGUAUAUUGGACUACGGCAGAGAAGAGUGAGAGGUCCUGAAUAUGAUGAUUUUUUGGAUGAAUUCAUGGAGGCAGUUUCUUCCAAGUAUGGCAUGAAUUGCCUUAUUCAGUUUGAAGAUUUUGCCAAUAUAAAUGCAUUUCGUCUCCUGAACAAGUAUCGAAACCAGUAUUGCACAUUCAAUGAUGAUAUUCAAGGAACAGCGUCUGUUGCAGUCGCAGGUAUCCUUGCAGCUCUUCGAAUAACCAAGAACAAACUGUCUGAUCAAACACUACUCUUCCAAGGAGCUGGAGAGGCUGCCUUAGGGAUUGCACACCUGAUUGUUAUGGCCAUGGAAAAAGAAGGUUUACCAAGAGAGAAAGCCACAAAAAAGAUAUGGAUGGUUGACUCAAAAGGAUUGAUAGUUAAGGGACGUGCUGCCUUAACAAAAGAGAAAGAAGAAUUUGCUCAUGAGCAUGAACAAAUGAAGAAACUAGAAGACAUUGUUCAAGAAAUAAAACCAACUGCUCUCAUAGGAGUUGCUGCAGUUGGUGGUGCAUUCUCAGAACAAAUCCUCAAAGAUAUGGCUGCCUUCAAUGAACGGCCCAUUAUUUUUGCUUUGAGUAAUCCAACCAGCAAAGCGGAAUGUACUGCAGAGCAGUGCUAUAAAGCAACCAAGGGGCGUGCGGUUUUUGCCAGCGGCAGUCCUUUUGAUCCAGUCACCCUUCCAAACGGACAGACCCUGUACCCUGGCCAAGGCAACAAUUCCUAUGUGUUUCCUGGAGUUGCUCUUGGUGUUGUGGCGUGUGGACUGAGGCACAUCCCAGACAAGGUUUUCCUAGCUACUGCUGAGGUUAUAGCUCAGCAAGUGUCAGAUAAGCAUUUGGAGGAGGGCCGGCUUUAUCCUCCUUUGAACACCAUUAGAGAUAUUUCUCUGAAAAUUGCAGCAGAGAUUGUGAAAGACGCAUACCAAGAAAAGACAGCCACAGUUUAUCCCGAGCCCCCAAACAAGGAAGCAUUUGUCCUCUCUCAGAUGUAUCGCACUGAUUAUGACCAGAUUCUUCCUGAUUGUUAUUCUUGGCCUGAAGAAGCCCAGAAAAUACAGACCAAAUCUCACUAGUAGCAUAAUAGCUGACAUUUCUAACUCCAUUGAUGAGAUCUUGAAGUCUUUCAUAAUUUUUAUUAAUGAAUCUUUUAUAAUGAUUUAUAAUAUGGUAGAUUAAGAUAAUUUUACUUUAACAAUCUAAAAUUUUAUGGGGAAGAUAUUAAUAUGCUUUAGGGUAAACAUCACAUUAGAUAAUUUUGCUUCAUCGACUUUCUGGUUCUUUAUGAUUUCGAUCUUAUUUUGCCCAAGUUCUCUAAGAGCUAUUGCACCUGCUAUUGAGAAACUCUUUGUUUUUAUAUAGGGAACUAAUAGGAAGACCAAAAUGAUAUGUAUGAUUAAAAUUAAAACUCAUAAUUCUU
Molecule: messenger RNA, 2060 nt
Organism: Molossus molossus (Pallas's mastiff bat)
Lineage: Eukaryota; Metazoa; Chordata; Mammalia; Chiroptera; Molossidae
Gene: ME1
Product: malic enzyme 1
Exons: 14
Coding region: 1-1716 (571 amino acids)
Biological process (GO): malate metabolic process; pyruvate metabolic process
Cellular component (GO): mitochondrion
Molecular function (GO): malate dehydrogenase (decarboxylating) (NADP+) activity; NAD binding; malate dehydrogenase (decarboxylating) (NAD+) activity
Source: RefSeq, a predicted model, not a curated record